Molecule: messenger RNA, 576 nt
Organism: Fulmarus glacialis (Northern fulmar)
Lineage: Eukaryota; Metazoa; Chordata; Aves; Procellariiformes; Procellariidae
Gene: RETSAT
Product: retinol saturase (all-trans-retinol 13,14-reductase)
Exons: 4
Source: RefSeq, a predicted model, not a curated record
AGAUCCAGUCUCAGCUUCGCAUGGUGACACACGGCGAAGGGGGUUUCACCGUCUUUGUAGGUCUUAACGGCUCAAGGGAAGAGCUGGGGCUUGAGCCCACCAAUUACUUCAUGUACCUAGGAAAUGACCUGGAUGAAAUAAUGAAUCGCUACCUGGCUUCUUCCAGAGAAGAAGCUGCCAAGAACAUCCCUUUCCUGUUUGUCACCUGCCCGUCGGCCAAGGACCCCACCUGGGAAACGAGGCACCCAGGUAAAUCCACACUGUCCGUCGUGACCUUCGCCAAAUACGAGUGGUUUGAGGAGUGGAAGGACAAGCAGGUCAAUAAGCGGGGAGAUGAGUACGAGGAGUUGAAGACGACCUUUGUGGACAGCGUCAUGGAGGCUGUCUUCAAGCUCUACCCUCGCAUCAAGGACAGGAUCGAGUACAUGUCCGGAGGGACGCCCCUCACCAACCAGCACUACAUCGCCAGCCCCAGGGGGGAGAUCUACGGCGUCGACCACAGCAUCGCCCGCCUGCAAGCCGAAGCCAUCGCCGCCGUGAGGGCGCAGACGGCCGUCCCCAACCUCUACCUGACAG